CCUAUAAAAAGGGCAUAAGUUGAGGUUGAAAUCCAUAUUAUUACACUACAACAGUAAAAAAGUAAAAUAUCAAACCAUGGGAGAAUAUGAUAUGAGCAUUAUUACCGCUGCCGCUGUCAGCUACCUCAUCAUCCUUCAUUUGCCAAUUCAUUGUAAUGCAAUUGUCAGAGGAGAGAACAAUUUCAUUCCCCAAGGAGAUGUUGAUCUUUUAGAAUUUCCACUGAAUUUAGAGUACCUAGAAGCAGAAUUCUUCUUAUAUGGUUCUCUGGGAUAUGGUUUGGAUAAAGUUGCACCAAAUCUAACCAUGGGAGGGCCACCUCCUAUUGGUGCUAAAAGGGCUAAGUUGGAUCCUUUCAUCAGGGACAUCAUAUUGCAAUUCGGCUACCAAGAAGUUGGUCAUGUGAGGGCAAUUAAAAAUACAGUCAAAGGAUUUCCAAGGCCAUUGCUAGACUUGAGUUCAGCGUCAUUUGCCAAAGUGAUGGAUAAAGCAUUUGGUCAUCAGUUGAGACCACCUUUUGAUCCUUAUGCUAAUGCCUUGAAUUUCCUUCUCGCAUCCUACCUGAUUCCUUAUGUUGGACUCACUGGCUAUGUUGGAGCAAAUCCAAGACUUGAAUCUGCUGUCGCCAAGAAGCUUGUUGCAGGACUUCUGGGUGUUGAAUCGGGUCAAGAUGCAGUAAUCAGAGCACUGCUUUAUCAACGUGCAGCAGAAAAGGUUGAACCAUAUGGAGUGACAGUGGCCGUGUUCACACAUCGCAUUUCAGAUCUGCGGAAUAAGUUAGGACGCGCAGGUAUAAAAGAUGAAGGCAUUGUGGUACCCAAAAACGAGGGUGCUGAGGGUAAGAUUACAGGGAACGUGCUUGCUGGAGAUAAGGACUCACUCGCAUAUCCAAGAACCCCUCAGGAGAUUCUAAGGAUUGUGUAUGGUGGGGGUAAUGAACAUGCUCCUGGGGGUUUCUAUCCAAAGGGAGCCGAUGGCCACAUUGCUAAGUCCAUGGCAUAUAGCAAAUAAUGCUAUUCUACGUGUUUUCUACUUCUAGAUCAUCAAUAAAGAGGGAUUUCACUUGCUUUGUCA
Molecule: messenger RNA, 1072 nt
Organism: Cucumis melo (muskmelon)
Lineage: Eukaryota; Viridiplantae; Streptophyta; Magnoliopsida; Cucurbitales; Cucurbitaceae
Product: desiccation-related protein PCC13-62-like
Exons: 3
Coding region: 77-1009 (310 amino acids)
Source: RefSeq, a predicted model, not a curated record